AUUAACAGUUAUUUGAGUCUCUUCUCCUCCUCCAAAAGUGUGGCCUUUGUUACUUUGUAUCAAUUGCCAAGUCCCUCUGGCUUCGAUCCAAGAAGAAUGAGAGCCAGUAGAGCGACUCCGACUUCUCCCCCCAAACCCUCUGCGAUCAUCCCUAAAACCCUAAUCCCUUUCAUCCUCUUCUCCAUGCAAUCCACGGCCAUGUCCUACUCUUCCGGCGGCGGGCGGCGGCCAAAGAAGAAGGUCUACCACCGCGUCCCGGAGCUCGACAAGGCCAUGGACCUCCAGAAGAAGCCCGCCCUCCUCCUCCAUCUCCGCUCCAUCAUACUCUCCCACAAGAGCCGCUCGGUCCUCCUCCGCGACCUCGAGAAGGAGGUCGGCUUCGUCCAGAAGUGGAACUACCUCUCCCUCAUCCAGCGCCACCCUUCCGUCUUCAAGGUAUCCGGCGGCGGCGGCGCCCGGGUGCCCAUCUCCGUGAGGCUCACCGAGAAGGCCGAGAGGGUUUCCACCGAGGAGGCCGAAGCGAGAGCAUUGAUGGAGCCCAUCUUGGUGAGGAACCUUCGGAAGCUGCUGAUGAUGACGGUGGACUGCCAGAUCCCCAUGGAAAAGAUCGAGCUCAUAAAGUCGGAGCUCGGCUUGCCUGAAGAUUUCAAGGGUUGCCUGAUACCAAAGUACCCGGAGUAUUUCUCCGUCCGGAAUACCAACGGGGUGGACUAUCUCUAUCUCGAAAGCUGGGAUUCUUCGCUUGCUGUCACUGCCCGUGAAGAAAAAUUGGAUCUUGGAAGUGUCCAGAGUUCGACCAAGGUGAUUCCUAGAGAUGGUAAUUUCUCUGGCCCGUUUGCUUUUAAGUUGAAAUUUCCGGCUGGUUUCCGGCCGAACAAGCAUUACCUCGAGGAGAUGCUAAAAUGGCAGAAAAUGGCAUUCUCUUCUCCAUACUUGAAUCCGAGGAGGAUUGAGCCUGCGACACCGCAGGCGCGAAAACGGGCAGUUGCAGUGCUGCACGAGGUCCUGAGUUUGACUAUGGAAAAGAGGCUGACCUCCGAUAAAUUGGAUGCAUUUCAUAAUGAGUAUCGGCUGCCAUCAAAACUGUUGCUUUGCUUGGUCAAGAAUCAUGGGAUAUUCUACAUCACGAAUAAGGGGGCAAGAAGUACUGUUUUUCUUAAGGAAGCUUAUGAUGGACCCAACCUGAUUGAGAAAUGUCCUCUGUUAAGAUUUUAUGAUAUGUUUAUGGCACUAAUUGGCAGGACAUGCCCUGAUCGGAAUAAUGCUAUGGCGGUUUGAUGGGAUUUGAUAUCUCACUUGCACAAUUAACAUUGUUUCUUGUUCAAGUGAAGUGCUCCUCUCUUGUUGGUUCUGAGUAUGUCGAUUUUUCUGCUAAGUUUCCUGCCAAAUGUGGACAAACAUUGCAUUGAGUUGGUGAUAAAGUGGAUGAAAAUGGCCUUCCCCUCGCAAGUAUGACUGUAUCAGGAGAAUUGAGCCCAUAAAGCUGCAGGCCUGGAAAUGAUUGUUUAUAAUACUGCAGCAGCUCCUCAGUUUGACUGGGGAAAAGAGGCUGACAUCUGAUAAAUAGGUUGAGUUUGUUAAGGAGUGUCACUCUCCCUGCAAGCUGUUGCUUUGCUUGGUUAAGAAUCUUGGGAUUCUUUGCAUCAUAAUAAGGGAGCAUGGGGGUGUUACUGUUUUUCUUCUAAGGGAGCUUUUGAUGAACUCAAUCUGAUUCAGAAAUGUCUUCCAUGGAGUCUGCAUGAUAGUUUCUCGCAUUCAUUCGUAGGACAUGCUCUGAUUUGAGUAACGUGGCAAUAUUACAGAGUUUGAUUUGUUGAUUUUAUGACUGUAUGAUCUAUCAAGCUGAUGCCACAUGCUCCUCUCUUCUUUAGAUAUCCUGAAGAUGAACUCAACCAAUCAUGUUUGUUCUUCACUCAGGCAUAAGAGGCAGUGGAAAACUGGCAGGUAGGUAAUUUCAAUGUCAUGAAAAAAGUCUACUCUCUAGCUUGCAGCCCCCAGCUUUUUGAUUUGUAUGGAGUUGCUUUCUUUCUGCAGGCAUACAUAAUCUUUAAGUUGUUGAGAAAGCUGGUCACAUUCUUUCUUGAAAAGUGGAAUAUAAACGUUGUGACGGUGCAAGAUCACCACCAAAAAAAAAAAAAAAAAAACUUUUUUUUUUGUUUUGCAAGAUUUAGACCAAAACAGAAGGCCAUAUAACAAUAUUUAUUUAGACUUGCUUUGGAAGUUGAAGUGAGGAUAUGAAGCAAAUUUCAGAUAUGAGUACUUUAAUGCAAUCUGAAUUUAUUUCAGAUUUCUGUGAAGAAAUCAGCACAGAUAACAAAACUCUUAAUUGUAUCCACAAUGUUAGGCAAAUUCUGAAGCACAAGGAGGGGAAGAAGAAUAACAGAAAAGAAAAUUUAAUUUAUUUCAUUCAUCAUCUAAAACUAAUUUUACACAGUUUUGACUUUGGAAUGAGCCACAUCAUAUAAACCUUUCUAUACAGCACUUCAUAUCCUCUAGCCGGUGGGGCGGAGGUGGGAUUUCUGGCAACUCCUUUUUGUUAGUCUAAAUUUGAUCUAAGGACCGUACUAGUCUAAAGAAGUAGCUUUUAAUAUUCCAUAAUGAAGUAGUAGCAAAAUAUCUCCCCAUGUAGAUAAUAAAUACCUUCUGAAAAACAACUCCCUUUGAUACUAAGACAAACUUGGAACUUGGAAAAGGUAACUUCUUCUAAAUCUUUGAUAUUUUGAUGCUCUCGCUAAAAAUAUGUACAUCAUCUUUUCUAUGCUUGAGUUGGUCAUUAUAUGCAAGCAUGAUUAAAUCCCAUUUGGAUGUGGCAAAUACAAUUUUGAAGUGUAAGGCUAUACUCGAUUGUUUUCUUCCAAUACCUAAAGCAUGUAUAUUUUUUAUUGCAUGGAUAUUCCUAUACUAGCUUGGAUGAUUGUAAAUCUACUUCUAGUUUUGUUUGACAAUGUAACUGAAGACAGACAUAUGUUCCAUUCAAGGUUUUCACUUUCCAUUAUUGGAAUUGGCACCAGUACCAGUAGGUCGGUGGUACAGUAUGGUACAAUACCAUGCCAUGCUGUUCCAGCGUGAAUUGACAAGGGAGGGGGAGAUGGAGAAGGAGAG
This is a messenger RNA of Phoenix dactylifera (date palm), 3102 nucleotides long. RefSeq names its product protein WHAT'S THIS FACTOR 1 homolog, chloroplastic. Lineage: Eukaryota; Viridiplantae; Streptophyta; Magnoliopsida; Arecales; Arecaceae. Gene Ontology annotation, molecular function: RNA binding. The record is from RefSeq and is a predicted model, not a curated record.